This is a messenger RNA of Chanos chanos (milkfish), 1254 nucleotides long. RefSeq names its product RAD9 checkpoint clamp component B (gene rad9b). Lineage: Eukaryota; Metazoa; Chordata; Actinopteri; Gonorynchiformes; Chanidae. Gene Ontology annotation, biological process: cellular response to ionizing radiation; DNA repair; DNA replication checkpoint signaling. Gene Ontology annotation, cellular component: checkpoint clamp complex. Bases 1 to 1254 code for a protein of 417 amino acids. The record is from RefSeq and is a predicted model, not a curated record. The transcript is spliced from 11 exons.
AUGAGGUGUAUUAUCGAAGGAAAUGGUGUUAAAGUCUUUGGAAAGGCCCUUCAUGCUUUGUCACGCAUUGGCGAGGACAUAUGGUUGGAUCCCAUGAAGAGAGGGUUUGCAGUGCGUUCUGUGAACACAGCCCACUCAGCAUACGCUUGUUUCCUGUUCUCUCCGCUGUUCUUCCAGCACUAUAGCCUAGAGCUACAGACAGACUGUGGAGCUGUAAAAUGCAGGCUAGCUCUGAAGUCAGUGUUGCCACUCUUCCGCUGCCUAGCAACCAUUGAGCGCAGUGUAGACAGAUGUGAGAUAUCCUUCAAUGUCUCAGAAAAUAGAGUGAUGUUCCAGUUUUACUGUCGCCAUGGGAUCACCAAGACUCAUAACUUGGGUUACCAGGAGUGUGAGGCUCUUCAGGCAGUGUUUCCAACCCAUCUCUGUCCAAAUGUCCUGAAAGCCCAAGCAAAACUGUUAGGUGGUAUAGUGAUGCACUUUCCAGUCUCACAGCAGGAAAUCACUCUCUCCAUAUCUCCCCAAAGAGCGAACUUCAAAAAUUACUGUGACGAGGAAUGUGAUCAUGUGAACUCAGUGCACACCGAAAUAUCCCUGCACCCAAACGAAUUUGACUACUAUCAAGUCGGAGUGGACUCGGACAUAACCUUCUGUCUUAAGGAACUCAGGGGCUUACUCUCCUUCGCAGACUCUCAUGCUUUGCCAGUGUCGGUUCACUUUGGUGCAUCUGGAAAACCUGUGUCUUUCAGUGUGGAGGAUAUGCUAUUGGAGGCCAGUGUAGUAUUGGCCACCCUGGUAGACCCAGACCUCACAGAACCAUGUCAGGCUGACCCAACAGCGAGACACUGUACAAUGAGAUCUGGUGGUGAAGGUCACCUUGCGGCGCCCUCCCAAAACGAAGGUCGUUUGGAGGCAAAUGUGGCCAACGCGGCACCCCAGCAGAGCGGUGUCUCGACCCAUGAGCGGGUGCCUUCCAGUCAGAGCAGUCCCGUGUUCAGCCCUGCCUUUCACAUGAGGAGGCUGAUGGAGUUACGGGAGGCAGGAAGACCCAGGGAUGAGCCCAGAGUGACGCAGGACCUGGGCCAGGCCCUCCCCACACCCAUAACUCCUGCCACAUACAAGAUUCGUUCGCUUCUGUUCGGCGCUGUGUCCUGUGAGCAGCGCGGUGACUGUGACGUAGAGCUGCCCAGUCUGGUGUGUGGCAGUGACACCGAGGAUGACGGAGGAGAAGGCGAAGGAGUAAAAAUGCAGCACUAA